Messenger RNA from Psammomys obesus (fat sand rat), 2672 nucleotides. RefSeq names its product myelin associated oligodendrocyte basic protein (gene Mobp). The coding region runs from base 185 to 670 and encodes 161 amino acids. The transcript is spliced from 7 exons. Gene Ontology annotation, cellular component: cortical actin cytoskeleton. The record is from RefSeq and is a predicted model, not a curated record. NCBI's taxonomy places the organism in Eukaryota, Metazoa, Chordata, Mammalia, Rodentia, Muridae. Gene Ontology annotation, molecular function: actin binding; myosin binding.
CAGAGUCCCUCCCUAUAUAUUCUGCGUGUACUGAGGUAGGCCAGCUUCACCAGGGCCUGCCAGCCGCAGGGGUCUGCUUCCCAGCAGCGGUUGCCUGCAGGGGCAACAAAGAACCAAAUGAGAGAAAGACAAGCUGAAAACAGAGCCCUGGUCGCCAGAUGAGCGCGGAAGAAAGGACAGUGAGAUGAGUCAGAAAAUGGCCAAGGAGGGCCCCAGGCUCUCCAAGAACCAGAAGUUCUCGGAGCACUUCAGCAUUCACUGCUGCCCGCCCUUCACCUUCCUCAACUCCAAGCGGGAGAUCGUGGACCGCAAGUACAGCAUCUGCAAGAGCGGCUGCUUCUACCAGAAGAAAGAGGAGGACUGGAUCUGCUGUGCCUGCCAGAAGACCAGCCGCCGUGCCACGUCCCCUCAGAGGCCCAAGCAGCAGCCGGCCGCGUCCCCCGUGGUGGUCAGAGCGCCGCCAGCCAAGCCAAGGUCCCCUCCGAGGCCAGCCAAGCCAAGGUCCCCUCCGAGGACUGAGCGCCAGCCGCGUCCCCGCCCAGAGGCCCGGCCACCUCCAGCCAAGCAGAAGCCCCCCCAGAAGCCUAAGCAGCCAGCUCGCAGCAGCCCCCACAGAGGGCCGGGCGCCAGCCGCGGGGCGCCUCCCACCAGACCGGCUAGGUUCUGGUAACGCCAGCUCUUGCCUUUUUGCCCCGCCCCCAGCCCCCGGCCUAAGAUUGAAAAGAAGGAGCAGGUCAACUCCGAGAAAAAAGUGACGGAGAAGGGAUUUCCCAUGAAUGGACAGCCUCUGCCUGUGGACUUUCUGCUUCGCAACCCAUCUGCCCUCAGACAAGUUAUCUGGCCUCAAGUAUGACGCAGGAGCAGUCACCUGCUGAUGCAACGACACAAACACCCUCAGUCCCCGUGGUGUGGGAGCCUCAGGGCAGCCUGCCAGGAGCACUUUGACCAUUUAUUCGCCUCCCUCUGUGAUUGCCAACGAGAGGUAUGCUGUCAAUCUCCUUGACCCCCCACGGACUCAGGUUCUUCCAUCUGAAGAUUUGUGUGUCUUCAGGGAUGCACAAAACAAGCUCAUUUUGCACAACCAUCCAAAUGGCAAAUAUAAAACAAAGAAAUUGUCAAGGAUUGGCAGUGAUGUGGGGAAAAUCCUAGCAGCUACUGAUGGGGAUUCACACAUUGUCAUAACACCACUGUGCUGUACUCGGGGACACUAGCAAGGCAGAAUAGCUUAAACCCUCUAAUCAAGUGACUAUAAUUUUAGGCAUCCAUCUUGGGAAAUCUUACACGCUUUUAGAGAAAGGAGAAAUGUACAAAUUUGCUUUAAAGAUCAUGGUUUAUAGUUAGAGAUAAAAUGAAAUUAACCAAAAUGUCUAUCCAUGGGGGAACGAGAGAAUCAAUUUUGGGAUAUUCAUAACUAAAGUCCUAACAACAGUUAAAAACCAACCUGUCAGAUAGACGCACGUCAAGCAGGUAAAUCUAGGAAGCAAAGCAAGGGCUGUAAAAAUCAAGCACUGGGCCAGUAAAUCCAGGAUGACAUCCUACGCAUAAAUAUCGACAGCUCACAAUCCUGUGUCGGUUUUUGCUCAAGAAGGAGAAGCCGUAGGAUCUCAUACUUUUUCUAUAAUUCAAUAGAAUUUUAAAAUGACAGCGAAAUAAGAAAAUUUAGAAGUGUAUCCUCUCAGGAACAAAAGUAUGAGAAAUAAUUCCCGGCUUGAGGAAAUAAUCCAGACUAAAAGCUGCAUAGGAACGGUUUAACAGUACUGAUGGAACAUGUAUUUGUUCGGAGAAAGUAAACGGGAAAUUUGUGAAUGUCCUGGCAUGCUUCCCAUGUCCUAUAAAUCUCAAACACCAAUACUUGUUUUGAAUCAGUUCUGGCUCUGGGCUAGAGUCCGGCUUGUGAUGGCUCCUGGCUGGGAGAAAAGGGAACAUUGAACACAGCUGUCAGAUGUCCCUUUAAGGGACAGGUAGGUGGGAAGGGACACAGAAUGUUGGGGAGUGUGGAGGGAUGUGAAGUGGACAGUAUGAGGGGGAGGGGACUCGGCGCAGGGACAAGAAGAGCAUCAGAAGUGGCCCCCACCGGGAGCUGGGGUGGCCGACCACAGCGGAUACCUGGAGACCCCAAUGGCCGCUGCAUCUGCACAGCCAGUCCGGGCGCAGUUCAGAGUCAAGUGCACGGAUGGGCCGUGUCAGUGCGGACUGUCCGAGGUGUGGAGCUGGGGUGAGAGGAAGACAGCCAGCAGGAAGGAAGAGGUGGCUCAGAACGCUGCACCCCAGCAGGCCGAAGCAGGCCACAUACUGGACCCUCCUGCCACUGUCCUCACCCGAGGACACUGUGGCCUGUGGAAGCAGGAAUUUAACUGCACAGAAACUUCAUGCAGAAACUCAGGUGUGAAAGGAACCUCGAUAUGUCCCAGUUGUGAGCGCCCUGCCCGUUACCUUCCUGAGAGAAACCUGACUGUGGGGAGAAUGGGGAAGAGCACAGGAGCUAGCUGGAGAGGCGACUCCCAGUCUAGCUUCACCCAACCCAUUAAGGAAGCCUCAUGCUUUCAUCUUGUUUUGAUUUGGCAAAACAAACCCCAUCUUGGUGCUUGCUCGUCUCUGCCACCCAAGACACAGGGCGUGUGUUAACCCCAUAGUACUGGAAAUCAGCCCAUUAAAUGAGUAACCAGAGGCUA